Molecule: messenger RNA, 726 nt
Organism: Talaromyces proteolyticus
Lineage: Eukaryota; Fungi; Ascomycota; Eurotiomycetes; Eurotiales; Trichocomaceae
Product: phosphoglycerate mutase family protein
Exons: 4
Coding region: 1-726 (241 amino acids)
Biological process (GO): ribose phosphate biosynthetic process
Molecular function (GO): sedoheptulose-bisphosphatase activity
Source: RefSeq, a predicted model, not a curated record
AUGCCAACUCCAAGAUGCUUCAUUGUGCGCCACGGUGAGACUGAAUGGUCUCUCAAUGGCCGACACACGGGCAGCAGCGACAUUCCUCUAACAGCCAACGGCGAGAAGCGCGUCAAGGCCACCGGGAAAGCACUAGUAGGGAAUGAUCGACUAAUCGCACCGAAACGACUCGCGCAUGUAUACGUCUCCCCCCGCAAACGCGCCCAGAGAACCUUCGAACUCCUCCAAAUUGGAUGCAAAGAGCGAGUCCCGUGGCAAGAGGCCAGCAGCCCGGAAAGCGAAGGACAAAUUCAAACCGAAGCAAACAUCGAUAUCACGGAUGCCAUUCGAGAAUGGGACUAUGGUGAGUAUGAAGGGUUGAAGAGUUCUGAAAUCAGGACUCUGCGAGAGAAGAACGGUCAAGGGUCAUGGGAUAUUUGGAGAGAUGGAUGUCCCGGAGGAGAGUCUCCCGAGGAUGUUUGCCGUCGACUCGAUGCCCUGAUUGCCGAGAUUCGAGAGAAACACCACCAAAAAAGCUUCGACGGCUCGGAUGAUGAGAAAGCCGAUGUCCUCGUCGUCGCACAUGGUCAUAUAUUGCGAGCUUUUGCAAUGCGAUGGGUCGGAAAACCGUUGACCGAAACGUCACUCAUUCUGGAAGCAGGGGGGGUCGGAACAUUGAGUUAUGAACAUCACAACAUCCAUGAGCCUGCUAUCAUCCUUGGUGGUGGCUUUGUGGUGGAGGGUUGA